Nicotiana tabacum (common tobacco) is the source of this 1347-nucleotide messenger RNA. The record is from RefSeq and is a predicted model, not a curated record. NCBI's taxonomy places the organism in Eukaryota, Viridiplantae, Streptophyta, Magnoliopsida, Solanales, Solanaceae.
AUGUGCAAUCUUUCAGGCAACACCCUUUUCCUUUUUCUUUCUACCUUCAUUUUGUUUCUAGUUUGCAAAUUAGUGAACACUUUACUUACUUUUUCCUUGAUUACAGAUUGUUAUGACCCUCUGGAUCCCAAUGGAAAUAUUGCAGUUACAUAUGACAUUGUUAAAUGGACAGAUGAUGGUUAUCAGGCAAGGAUAACCAUUCAAAAUUACUAUCAGUAUAGACAUAUCGAGAAACCAGGCUGGCAAUUAGGGUGGACAUGGGCUGGUAAUGAGGUUAUUUGGUCAAUGUCUGGUGCUUUUGCCACCAAACAAGGGAAUUGUUCAACCUUCAAGUCUGAAAUUCCACAUUGUUGCAAGAAAGAUCCUAUUAUUGUUGAUCUCGCCCCAGAAGCUCCACCAGAAAAAAGAUCAGAUGGUUGCUGUCACGGUGGAUUUCUUGCUGCCUCGGCUAUUAAUCCUUCCAAUUCUUUCGUAUCCUUUGAGAUGAAAGUUGGAAACUUGAGGGGCAAUUAUACAGCUCACAAGCCUUUAAAUCUCACACUAAUGGCUCCAGGACUUGGUUAUACUUGUGAUGACUUUGUGGACACUGAUCCAACGAUAUCUUCGGUUAUAGAAGGCAAAAGACAAGAACAAGUUAUCAGGACAUGGAAAUCAACAUGUACAUACUCAACUUUCUUGGCCAACAGAUCGCCAACCUGUUGUGUUUCUCUUUCAACAUUUUACAAUCCUGAGGUUACACCAUGCCGUUUGUGUAGCUGUGGAUGUAAAUUAGCUGACAAUGAAGCAAAAUCAUGCAUUAGGUCUGAAAUACUACAAAGUUCAUCGUCUGAGCGCGAGCUAGUUCAGUGCACUGAUCAUAUGUGUCCACUUCGAGUUCACUGGCACAUUAAGAAGAACUACAGGAAUUAUUGGAGGGUGAAACUGACCAUUUCCAAUUACAACUUAGGUAAAAACUAUUCCAACUGGAAUGUGGUAGUCCAACAUCCUGGUUUUAGCCAGCAAUCAACUGUCUUCAGCUUCAACAAUACAGUGCUCCCAACUGUUGGUGUCCCAGAUGAAGUUGCACUCUUCUGGGGUUUAGAUUUCUACAACGAUGCGUUGUUGCAAGCUGAAGAAAAGCAAGUAGGAUCUGUGAUGACAGAGAUACUUUUACUUAAGGACAUGAACUCAUUUACACUUAGUAAUGGAUGGGCUUUUCCAAGAAGAGUAUAUUUCAAUGGUGAGAACUGUGAAAUGCCCCUUCCAGAUACUUUCCCUAUGCUUCCAAAUGGUUGCUCAAAGAAAAAUCCUUAUAGAAGCCAUCUUUCUCUUCUAGUCUUGCUUUAUUUGACUUACAAAACACUUUAA